Messenger RNA from Nerophis lumbriciformis (worm pipefish), 2382 nucleotides. Lineage: Eukaryota; Metazoa; Chordata; Actinopteri; Syngnathiformes; Syngnathidae. The record is from RefSeq and is a predicted model, not a curated record.
AUGGCCCAGUGGAACCAGUUGCAGCAGCUGGAGACUAGGUAUCUGGAGCAGCUGUACCACCUGUACAGUGACAGUUUUCCCAUGGAGCUGCGACAAUUCCUCGCACCAUGGAUCGAAAGUCAGGACUGGACUUUUGCUGCCAACAAGGAGUCUCACGCUACCCUGGUGUUCCACAAUCUCCUAGGUGAGAUCGAUCAACAAUACAGCCGCUUCCUGCAGGAGAACAACGUCCUCUACCAGCACAACCUGCGACGGAUCAAGCAGCACCUGCAGAGCAAAUACCUCGAGAAGCCCAUGGACAUCGCCCGCAUCGUCGCCCGCUGCUUGUGGGAGGAGCAACGACUGCUGCAGACAGCCACCGCUGCCGCGCAGGAUGGACAGGCCGCCCACCCCACAGGGACGGUGGUGACAGAAAAGCAGCAAAUUCUGGAACAUAACCUUCAAGACAUCAGGAAACGAGUGCAGGAUAUGGAGCAAAAGAUGAAGAUGCUGGAGAACCUACAGGACGACUUUGAUUUCAAUUACAAGACACUGAAAAGCCAAGGAGAGUUGAACCAGGACCUAAACGGGAAUACCCAGGCGGCUGCUACCAGACAGAAAAUGGCUCAGUUAGAGCAGAUGCUGAGUACCCUGGAUCAGCUCAGACGGCAAAUUGUGACAGAGAUGGGAGGCUUGUUGACAGCAAUGGACUACGUGCAGAAGAACCUGACAGAUGAAGAGCUGGCCGACUGGAAGCGAAGGCAGCAAAUCGCUUGUAUCGGAGGUCCGCCUAACAUCUGCCUGGACCGCCUCGAAACAUGGAUCACGUCCUUGGCCGAGUCCCAGCUUCAGAUUCGGCAGCAGAUCAAAAAGCUGGAGGAGCUCCAGCAAAAAGUCUCCUACAAGGGAGACCCUAUUGUCCAGCAUCGGCCCGCCCUAGAGGAAAAGAUUGUGGACUUGUUCAGAAAUCUCGUGAAGAGUGCGUUCGUGGUGGAAAGACAGCCGUGCAUGCCCAUGCACCCAGACAGACCAUUGGUCAUCAAAACAGGCGUGCAGUUCACAAACAAAGUCAGGCUACUUGUGAAGUUUCCCGAGCUCAAUUACCAGCUGAAGAUUAAAGUUUGCAUCGACAAGGAGUCCGGAGAUGUUGCUGCAAUAAGAGGGGCCCGAAAAUUCAAUAUCCUCGGCACCAACACCAAAGUCAUGAACAUGGAAGAGUGCAACAACGGCAGCCUGUCAGCAGAGUUCAAACACUUGACCCUGAGAGAGCAGCGCUGCGGUAACGGCGGACGCACCAACAGUGACGCCUCUCUCAUCGUCACAGAGGAGCUUCAUCUCAUCACCUUUGAGACUGAAGUCUAUCACCAAGGUCUGAAGAUUGAUCUGGAGACGCACUCACUGCCUGUGGUGGUCAUAUCCAACAUCUGCCAGAUGCCAAAUGCCUGGGCGUCCAUCUUGUGGUACAACAUGCUCACCGACCAGCCAAAGAAUGUGAACUUCUUCACCAAGCCACCAGUGGGGACGUGGGACCAGGUGGCCGAAGUUCUCAGCUGGCAGUUUUCAUCCACUACCAAAAGAGGCCUGACCAUCGAGCAGCUCACGACACUGGCGGAAAAACUGUUAGGGCCGUCAGUGAACUACUCCGGCUGUCAGUUUACGUGGGCCAAGUUCUGUAAGGAGAACAUGGCCGGCAAAGGCUUUUCUUUCUGGGUGUGGCUGGACAAUAUCAUCGACCUGGUCAAGAAGUACAUCCUAGCGCUGUGGAAUGAGGGGUACAUCAUGGGCUUUAUCAGCAAGGAGAGAGAGAGGGCCAUUCUUAGCCCCAAACCGCCCGGUACAUUUCUGUUGCGCUUCAGCGAGAGCAGCAAGGAAGGCGGCAUCACGUUCACGUGGGUCGAGAAAGAUAUCAAUGGCAAGACUCAGAUCCAGUCAGUGGAGCCCUACACCAAGCAGCAACUCAACAACAUGUCCUUCGCUGAUAUUAUCAUGGGCUACAAAAUCAUGGACGCCACCAACAUCCUGGUAUCUCCCCUGGUGUACCUCUACCCUGAAAUUCCGAAGGAGGAAGCCUUCGGAAAGUACUGCAGGGUGGAGGCAGCUCCUGAACCCGAGGUGGAUUCCUCAAACACAGUUAUUCAGCCGUACUUGAAGACCAAGUUUAUCUGCGUUACCCCGUGUCCCUCCGUGUUCAUGGACUUUCCGGACAGUGAGCUGCUUGGGAACGGAUUUCCCGGCACCAACUCGGGCAACACCAGCGAUCUUUUCUCACUCUCGCUGUCCCCGCGCACUCUGGAUUCGCUGAUGCCCAAUGAAGCCGAGGGUAAUCCGGGACAUCUGGAAUCUCUGACUGUGGACAUGGAUGUAGCUUCUCCCAUACAUGUGAACACAUCCAACUUGGUUUGA